Messenger RNA from Siniperca chuatsi (mandarin fish), 1478 nucleotides. Its product is annotated as putative nuclease HARBI1. Lineage: Eukaryota; Metazoa; Chordata; Actinopteri; Centrarchiformes; Sinipercidae. The record is from RefSeq and is a predicted model, not a curated record.
CCCCAGCACCAGGUGUGGCCACUAGCCUAUAUGAAGGCCCAAAAUUGUGUGUUCCUUUCUGCUCUGACAAUGGCAUGCCCAUUCUUGCGAGAUGUGGUGGAUGAAGAAGCACUUGUGCUGAGGAGAGCCUUCAGGCGAGAAAGGGUCUUCAGGGACCGGUUGGACCCACUGGCCUUCCCUGAUGACCAUCUAUAUGAAAGAUACAGGUUUUCUGCAGAUGGCAUCAGGUAUCUAUGCAGACUACUGGGUCCCAGGAUUAAGCACCGCACUGCACGGAGCCAUGCACUGAGUGUGGAGCAAAUGGUUUGUGUGGCCUUGCUUUUUGCUAGUGGAGCCUUCCUGUACUGUGGGGAUGCAGAACAGCUGAACAAGGCCACAAUUUGCCGCACAAUAAGGAGUGUGUGUCUGGCUAUCAAAGCAUUAGCAGAUGUCUUCAUCUCCUUCCCUGGCCACAGAAGACUCUGUGACAUGAAAGAGGAGUUCUAUAGGAUUGCAGGUUUCCCCAAUGUCAUUGGUGCAGUGGACUGCACACACAUAAGGAUAAAAGCCCCCUCAGGUGCCCAUGAGGCCGAUUUUGUGAAUAGGAAAUCCUUUCACAGCAUUAAUGUUCAGAUGGUCUGCAAUGCUGACUGUGUGAUCAGCAAUGUUGUGGCAAAAUGGCCUGGCUCAGUCCAUGACUCCAGAAUCUUUCGGGCCUCUGAAAUCUAUCAGUGCCUAUCACAAGGUGAAUUCUCUGGUGUGUUGCUGGGAGACAGGGGGUAUGGCUGCCAGCCUUUUCUCCUGACACCUUUCACAGACCCCCAGGAAGCACAGCAGGCCUACAACCAUGCCCAUGCCAGGACCAGGGCCAGAGUUGAAAUGACCUUUGGCCUCCUGAAGGCACGCUUUCACUGCCUUCACAAAUUAAGGGUCAACCCUGUUAGGGCAUGUGAUAUUACUGUGGCUUGUGCUGUCCUCCACAAUGUGGCCUGCCUGAGGAAGGAGAGGGCCCCCAGAGUGCCACCAGCCAUGGACUGGGACAAUCCGGCAAUCUUCCCUGAUGACGACAGUGGUCGGCUGCUGAGGGACCAAUAUGUGUUGAAUUAUUUUAGUUAGUAUGUGUGCUUUCAAUUUAGGUAAAAUAAUGUCCUGCUGUGGCAGAGGAAAUAGGGUUAUUUUUGGGUUGGUUUUUUUACGAAUUUGGCCUCUUAUGAUGUUUGUGCGGUAUACUGUGUGUAAUACAAGGCUGCAGGGAGGCUACUGCAUCCAUUCAUUUGUCUGUUCAGUUGAUGUGUAUGGAUUUGUCCUGCAUUUAUUUUAGUGUGCAGACAUGCAGGGUGUGUUAUAUACAGACCUUUGAAUGUGUAUGUAUCAUUUUGUAUAAUAUGCUUUGAUUCUGUGCUUUCCAUCUUGUAGAGUCACUGUGACUUCAGUUUCGAAAGGAGCUGAUAGUUUACCUGCUUUGUUUUGUCCUUAUUCAAUAAAGGAACAUAAUGUUA